Molecule: messenger RNA, 2883 nt
Organism: Bactrocera dorsalis (oriental fruit fly)
Lineage: Eukaryota; Metazoa; Arthropoda; Insecta; Diptera; Tephritidae
Exons: 2
Coding region: 358-2703 (781 amino acids)
Biological process (GO): DNA integration
Molecular function (GO): nucleic acid binding
Source: RefSeq, a predicted model, not a curated record
ACACUUACUCCUGACAGCCUUCAGCUUUUUGCAGCAAAUGGCUCAACCAUUCAAACUUUUGGUACCAGAAAUCUGUCACUAAGUUUGGGCUUACGGAGGAGUUUCACAUGGAACUUUGUAAUAGCGAACGUAAAAUCACCUAUCAUAGGAGCAGACUUUCUGGCACACUUUGGCCUUCUGAUAGACCUCAGAGCAAAGUGUCUAGUUGAUUCACAAACAACCCUUACCACAAAAGGAACAGUACGGCAGGCUGAAACGCACAGCAUAUCAACAAUAAGCCCCCUAUCUAAACUUCAAGACCUCAUCAAGCAGUAUGUUGAGUUGACAACGCCUAAUAUUUACACCUUACCAACAUCAAUGGACGUCAACCACCAAAUUGUAACAGAUUGCCGACCUAUUGCAGAGCCACUUCGGCGUUACUCCGGAGAAAAACUAAACGUCAUCAAAAGCGAAUUCAAUGAACUGUUGCAACUAGGUAUAAUUCGUACAUCAAGCAGUCCUUGGGCAAGCCCAGUUCACCUAGUGAAAAAGAAAACUGGUGAAUGGCGAGCCUGCGGUGACUAUCGCUCCCUAAACGCCCACACGCAACCAGAUAGCUAUCCAAUACCGCACCUCGAUAGCAUAGUCGACUGCUUACAUGGUAAAGCAGUUUUUUCCAAAAUAGAUAUAAAGAAAGCUUAUUACAAUAUACGCAUGUGCGAAAAAGACAUAGCGAAAACAGCAGUGCGAACGCCAAUUGGACUUUUUGAGUUUGUCGUUAUGCCAUUUGGGCUCAAAAAUGCCACUCAAACUUUCCAAAGAUACAUAGACAUCACAUUCAGAAAUAUGGACUUUGUUUUCUGUUACCUAGAUGACAUUCUCAUAUUUUCAGAAAAUGAAGAAGAACAUCACAAGCAUGUCCAGUUGGUGCUGCAGAAACUUAAAGAGGCAAAACUAUGUGUCAACUUAUCUAAAUGUGAGUUUUGCGUUAGCGAACUAAACUUCCUAGGAUACCACAUCUCAGCGGAAGGUAUACAGCCACCGAAAGAAAGAGUAGAAGCAAUCUGUCAGUAUCCGAAACCAAAUACAAUUGUUGAACUCCGCCGGUUUCUAGGAAUGGUAAAUUUCUACAGGAAACAUAUUCCUAACGCCGCACAAAUUCAAGCACCUCUACAUAACCUUUUCAAAGACUCGAAAAAAAAUGACAAACGAAAAAUCGAUUGGGAUGCAGAGCUUGAAAAAGCAUUCAGCGACUGCAGAGCCAGUUUGGCUACACAAACAUUGUUAAAUUUUCCGGUACCAAAUGCGCCGUUUGCAUUAACAACAGAUGCCUCGGAGACUGCAGCUGGAGCACACCUGGAACAACAAGUGAAUGGGGAAUGGAAGCCAAUCGCAUUCUUCUCAACAAAACUAAAAAAUGCGCAAAAGAACUACUCUGCGUAUGACCGCGAGCUUUUGGCAAUAUACUUAGCCAUUAAACAUUUUCGGCCAAUACUUGAUGGUCGCAAAUUCGUCAUUCGCACCGAUCAUAAGCCGUUAACGUACGCAUUCCGUCAAAAAGCAGACAAAGCGUCACCACGGCAGAAGCUAAAACUUCCAUCUGGCAAUACAAUAUACUGCGAUACAUCAAAUGCAAUGGUUCGGCCGUACGUUCCAGUUAAGCUUCGUAACAAAAUAUUUCAACACAUUCACAAUUUCUCACACCCUGGUACAAGAUCAACUUUAAAACAAAUUAGAAGCAAAUACAUUUGGUUGUCAAUGAACAAGGACGUAAAAGAAAUGGUUCGUUCUUGUAUCAGUUGUCAACGAUCAAAAAUACAAAAGCACAAUCAUCUAGCGCCUAAGCCGUUCAAACAAACUGAUCAACGUUUCGACCAUGUCCACCUUGACAUUAUCAUUCUUCCAGAGCAUGAGGGAUACAGAUAUUGUUUGACCAUGAUAGACAGAUUCACACGUUGGCCCGAACUGGUUCCGUUAAAAGAUAUUUCGGCCAACACGAUAACGACAAGCUUUUAUUCAGCAUGGAUCUCACGUUUCGGUUCCCCGAAGACCAUAACAACAGAUCAGGGCUCCCAGUUUGAGUCCGCAAUAUUCCAAGCAUUGACAAAAAUGGUUGGCGCACACAAGAUACGUACAUCAGCUUACCAUCCGGCGUCCAACGGCAUGAUUGAGAGAUGGCAUCGUACGCUAAAAGCUUCACUCAUGUGCAAUCGACAAACUCCAUGGCCACUUCUUCUUCCAACAGUGAUGUUAGGACUUCGCUGUUCCCACAAAGAAGACAUUGGAGCAUCCCCAGCAGAAAUGCUGUAUGGCACCAAUCUUCGUUUACCCGGCGAAUUCUUUGAUAGCGGGGAUGGAUCAUAUAAUCCACAGGAGUUCAUAUCCAAGUUUCGUGAGUACAUACAGCAGCUAAAACCAAGUUCACCGGUAUACCACAAUUCAACACGAUUUUUCAUCAAUAAAAAUCUACACGAUUGUAGUCAUGUGUUCAUCCGCUCGGAUCAUGUGAGAAAACCACUAGAGCCUCCUUACUCGGGUCCGUUCGAAGUUGUGGAACGCAUUUCAGACAGACUCUACGCAAUUAAAAUUAACAACGCAAUACACAACAUAUCUGUGGAGAGAUUAAAACCAGCAUUCAUUCCCAGAAGUGACGAAUUACCAGAUACACCGCUGCGAACCUAUAGAAAAAGAAAUGUAACAUUUGCAGACAAUUCUAAAACGUGAUUAAAUCACUGGGAAGGGAGUAGCUGUGGCAACCCAAUUUAAAUAUAUUAUUUUUCGUUAAGCCGUCUGGCAACCUUUUUAUGUAAGAAAAUCGAACUGAACUUUUUGAACAAGCUAAGAAAAUCGAACAAAACUAUUUUACCGUUUCUGAGAAAAUAUAAGAAAGAAAUAGAAGCCAAA